AAUUGGGCAUGACGUCACACGAUUAGCGGCGCAGCAAAAAGGUUGUCAAGCUCAGGUGAUGUUUAGGUUGAAUUCCGCCCGCUGAUUGUCUUAGACGAUGGUAGCCUUUCAGGUGGCACUCGUCCGUACGAGGGGCAGAACAUGAAGGCUACCAGCGGUCACACCUGUCUGAGACUCUGCGCACUGUCCUGUUUGUUUGUGCUCCACUUAUUUACGCGCGUGGCCGGAAACAUGGCCUCUCCGUCACAUUUUGGCGUCGCCGGUAAAGAAGUUCGCCGAAAUCGACACCCCAAACAGAGGAACUCCUAUUUUAGACCGUUCCUAGAAAGCCAAACUGAAGACGAAGCUGUGCGACUCAUGUUAAGUCUGUACAGGAUAGCCGCGGAUGCAGAUGGACGACCAAAACAGCACAAGUUAUUUGGCUCCAACACUGUAAGGCUGCUUCAUGCGUCCACCACUGAAAAGCACUAUAUUCCGACCUCAAGUGACCUUCAGUAUACCUACACAGUGAAAUAUGAACUGAAAAACCUUUUGUUGGACAAAUUGGUGAGAGCCUCUUUUAUGCACCUAAGGUCACCUGCGUCGUCGCAUCUUCCUUUUAUCUGUGAGGCUCGAGUCUCGUCUCUUGAAGAUCUUCCUGCGGGCGACCAUGUCAUAAUGGGUCCUCGAAGCAUGUGGAGCGAAUCCGAUGUCACCAGCCACGUGUCCGAGUCCAAAGGUGGCCACGUAUCCCUCUUUGCCCAUUAUCGGUGCGCUCAAAAAAAACACGCCGGGUCCAUUACACAUCGAAAACGCUUCCCACCUCAACACCACCUUCGAGCUCCAGUUCUGCUGCUCUUUCUGGAGGAGAACAAGCAGCCUGUGGAAUGGGGGAAGUACUUCACGCCCCUUUCCCGCCCCAGGAAGCGCCGGUCUAAGGAGCCCGGGAGCAUCGUCUCCGACAUCCCCAAUUACAAGCAAGGGCCGAACAGCGUGGCCAAAAACCAGUGCAAGCUGCACUCCUACCGCGUGGCCUUCAAAGAUUUGGGAUGGGACCACUGGAUCAUUGCACCCCACAAGUACAAUCCUCGUUACUGUAUGGGAGACUGCCCUCGUAUCCUGCAUUACGGCUACAAUUCACCCAACCACGCGAUCAUGCAGACGUUCAUCAGCGAGCUCGGUGUGGCGGAUAUCCCGUUGCCUUCGUGCGUUCCUUAUAAAUACAAACCAGUCAGUGUCUUGAUGAUGGAGAGGAACGGAAACAUAGUUUAUAAAGAAUAUGAAGAUAUGAUUGCAGACUCCUGCACCUGCAGAUGACUUUGGGCUCAGGGUCAGAUAAGGACGAGAACUGAAUGGUCCUAAUGGACAAUGUGAAUUUGCACCAGCACAUUUGGAAAAGGAAUGGCGGCAUUGGGUUUGUAUUUUUUUUGCCUGUUGCCAUUUCUUGUGCAGUGCUAAAAGCAUUCACACAUAGAGAGGUUUCUGUAAGACUUGAAUUGUGGAGAGCGAUCAAUUCAGUCUCAUCUCUCGGCAGUACCUGACUUUUUGGGGAUGUAGGUAUUAAUAAGUGGAUUCUGAUUGUUAAAUGAGCUAAUGUCAUGUACUUUCUUUUCUUAUUUGCUCUUUGUCCGUGUAUGUUCUUUGAUUUUUCUGUCUAGUUUGUAUUAAUGUGACAUCUUUCAUAAUGUAUUUAUGGAGGGGAAUGGAGAUUUUGGCACUUUAUUGAAGACACUGUAAUGAGAAGUCUGUCUAAAGAAAAUAGGAAAAUGGAGAAAGAAAAAAAUUAUGAAGCAUGAAAGAGCCCUGUCUGUUGACUUGUAGGC
Messenger RNA from Puntigrus tetrazona (Sumatra barb), 1802 nucleotides. RefSeq names its product bone morphogenetic protein 15 (gene bmp15). The transcript has 2 exons. Lineage: Eukaryota; Metazoa; Chordata; Actinopteri; Cypriniformes; Cyprinidae. Gene Ontology annotation, molecular function: growth factor activity; cytokine activity. The record is from RefSeq and is a predicted model, not a curated record. The coding region runs from base 142 to 1296 and encodes 384 amino acids. Gene Ontology annotation, biological process: SMAD protein signal transduction; BMP signaling pathway. Gene Ontology annotation, cellular component: extracellular region.